Molecule: messenger RNA, 1638 nt
Organism: Magnusiomyces paraingens
Lineage: Eukaryota; Fungi; Ascomycota; Dipodascomycetes; Dipodascales; Dipodascaceae
Exons: 1
Coding region: 1-1638 (545 amino acids)
Source: RefSeq, a predicted model, not a curated record
AUGUCUUCGCAGAAACGACUCUUCGAUUCGUUGAGCGGUAACCUCGGCGAAAUCAACCGGAUUGUUUCCGAAUAUGCAUCGAGCUCAGGUUCAAACGGUGACCUUGUCAUUCCCCGCGAGCAUGUCGCUACCCUAAUCAAUGUACUCGAAGUAGCCCAAGGCAAAAUUACCCGUCUUGUAAAAAAGGCUAAGCGACCAGAACAAAAGUUCAGCGACCCUUUAUGGCAACUUCUUGACAACCAUACAUGCGUCGAGCUCACUGGAUUUUCAAAGAUUGUUGUGGAGGAAAUUGCAGACGCUCUUACAGCCAUUGAUGUUCACAGCGCUUGUGGCCACCGCAUUGGUCGCCGCGAGGCUCUUUCUAUCACCCUAUGCAAGUUUCACAGAGACUGUGCAACUGGAGACUUUCUCGAAACUUCAUUUGGCCGUCCGGCCUCCGUCAUAUCAAAAGUUGUGAACCAUGUUAUCACAGCCGUCAUGGGUGCUUAUCGCAACCUUUUAUCUCUAGGCUCAAACCCCUAUCUCUGUGAGGAGCGUGUACGUUCCUAUGCAGCAAUGGCCCGGCUUGAAAAACCUCCAUCUCCUGCAGGUUCCAUUCCAUACUAUGUUAAAGAUGACCGACCGCACUCCGCUAAAGAACUUAAACUUGCUGAACAACGCGACCACAUUUUUGCGUCCCUAAGCACUCGCAAAAUCCGUGUUCACGUUCCUAUCAAAGAAGACUGGGAACCAUACAUUGACCCAGAAACACGCAGUUAUAUCAUCAGAUAUGUCUCCGUGGUCGCUCCUGAUGGUCUUACCAUUGGUCUUUAUGGUCAAUGUCCUGGCCAAGUCACCGAUGUCGGCGUUUUGCACCAAAAGCUUGCAAGCAGAGACUUGGCCCGGUUUUCUUAUCAAAAAAAGACCGAAAACGGCACCGUUGGCGAUGAAAAGGAACAGUUUUAUCUUUACGCUGGAUGGAUGUUUGACGCUGUUGAAGACGACGUUGAUCUCUCUGAGGGAAUCAUCACAUCUAAGAUGCUCACCCAAGAUUAUCUUGAAAGCAACAACUUAGCACAGAAAUUUGUCAUUGGACCAAACCUCGAACCUAACUCUGGUGACAUGCUCUACCGCUGUGGUGCUUGCCGCCGCAGUCUCAAGUACCAACUUGACGACCCAGAUACCUGGCGUACACCCAACAAUCUCGCCACCUACACAGGGUCUUUCGAGGUUCAGCACUGGUGGUCAGAAAAGCGAACCCGCGACCGCAUGCGUCAACCUGGCGAAGACGAUUUUUUGUGGCGAUUAAAGUUUGUUUCGUUCAGCGCUGGGGAAGAUAUCCAAGAAAAAUGGUGCUCUAUGUCUCAAAACCGCAGUCUCGACUACUCACAGCGUCACGUUGACGACAAGAUUAGGUUCUGUGUCCUUUUCCUUAACAUGGUUCGGUGUGUCAACCGCACGCGCUCCGAGUUUGACGCACUCCCGCCAACUCUUCACUCCUAUCUCGAUCGCGUCCGUUCAAAAACUGCAAAUGAUAGCGACCCUAUUGCCCCCCCAGAAAUUGAUCGCGGAUCGGAGGACUUCAUUCAGGAAUGGGGUGGAAUUCCGCCUCCCUCAAAGCGCGAAUUGCGCCAUAUCCCACCUCGGUGUAGGGGGUAA